AUGUUCUGGCGCAAAGAGAAGAAAGAGAAAGACGAGCAAGAUGGGGUACCUCGUCUUCGCGAGGACUCCCGUCCAGAGUCUUUGAAAGAAGACAUACCGCGUCACAAGUUGUCCCGCAAUUUGCAGAAACUUGUCGAUCGCGAGGACGACUAUUACGACGAAUUAUAUACGCCAUAUUCCGUUGACACGACCGAAACUCCAUACCGAUAUGCUGCCUAUGCCAAUCGAGUGCGAACCAUCCUACUCUCCGCUCACCGUUAUAUCGCAUACACAUCCGAUGUUGGAGAAUCUUUCCGGCCAGUUGCACAUCCUUACCUCGUUCGCAGCGCCUAUGCUAUCUCAUGGUCAUAUAUUCUCGGCGACGUCGCCCACGAGGGGUACAAAGCGUAUCUUCGGAAUCGGCGUGUGCUCAUACCGCCCGGAGAAGCAUAUAAAGAUGCUACCGAUCUCAAAACAAACCAGGUUGUGCGAGGCAUGACAACAGGAAACAUUGCCGGUCCACUGACCUCGGAAUCUCCCAAAUCAGACGUUGACUCCAAUUCUGACCCCUUGAUACCAUGGGCGUCGUCUCAAAUCCCAUUGAUUGAUGACUAUCGAAUGGUUAUGGUGAAGCGCGCCGUGUUUCAGAGUAUCGCAAGUAUGGGACUGCCUGCUUUUACUAUUCAUUCAGUGGUGCGCUAUUCUGGGCGUGCUCUGAAGAACUCUAAAAAUGUUUUCCUUCGCACCUGGGCUCCGAUUGGAUUGGGUCUAAGCGUUGUUCCUCUACUCCCAUAUCUCUUUGAUCAGCCUGUUGAGCAUGCUGUCGAAUGGUCAUUUCAAACUCUUUGUCGUGCUGUUGGAGGGCCAGAAGCAGUCCAGCCGCCUCCUCCAUCAAGUGAAUUACCAGCGAAGAAGACUAUGCCCUUGAGCUCGUUGCUGAAGCUACAAGAUGAGAAAAACCGCCACAAAGCGGAUAUUGAUCGCGGCAACGACAAGGCUCCUUCCUGGGAAGAGUACAAGGAAGAUAAGCAGCGACAAAGAGAGCAGCGCAAAACUGGAACCGGAGGCUGGUUCGGUUUUGGCAGUAAAAAGAAAGAAGAAUAA
Talaromyces proteolyticus is the source of this 1083-nucleotide messenger RNA. RefSeq names its product mitochondrial 18 KDa protein-domain-containing protein. The record is from RefSeq and is a predicted model, not a curated record. Gene Ontology annotation, biological process: mitochondrial fission. The transcript is spliced from 3 exons. The coding region runs from base 1 to 1083 and encodes 360 amino acids. Gene Ontology annotation, cellular component: mitochondrion. NCBI's taxonomy places the organism in Eukaryota, Fungi, Ascomycota, Eurotiomycetes, Eurotiales, Trichocomaceae.